AGUUGAUUAAACCUGUCAACUCAGGUGUGCUACUGCUUGAUUGGAACAAACACCUGCAGCAACAUGGCCCUUUGAGGAACAAUUUGGGCACCACAUUUCCUGGUUGCAGUGGAAGCAUGAGACAGUUUUAGUACUUAUCAGGAGGAAACCACAGUACCCAAGGAGAACGCCAACCUCUUCCUCUUUCUUCGGACUUUGUGGAAGAGGGGCUCGGGUGGGGUCCAGGAGGAAAAUUAAUUUUGUUCUAUGUGAAUUCCGUCAGACCAACAAAGGCGGUUGUGACAGCGGCACGACGGCUUUCAUUAAACACAACGCAGAGGCUACACCGGUUACAUGUGUAAGUUGGAGCUCAAACUCAAAGGUCAGAGAAAAUCGAUUAAGAAGGAGAGGACUGCAUGGACUGGGCCUGCUAACUGUGAUCGAUCAUCUCAGCAUCUCAACUAUCAACUGAUACCAACAGGGAAACGGGGGAAAUACAACCCAGAGACAUUUAGCCUUUCCAGAUCUGAGAGGAAGGAGGAGACUGGAGCCAAUCCCAGCGGUCCAUGGGUGAAGGAAGGGAUUAUGUUAAAAAGUACUAAUGACUUCUCAUCAAACUGUGGAGCGAGGGGGUGGGAGGUACAGAAGACGCCAUUAGAGUUUGUGCAGAUCCAGGAUUUUUCUAAUCACUUUCUCCAACAUCAGAGAACAGGUCCAGUAGCACGUAGGUUGGACACUCUGGACUGACCACACUCUGGCCCAUCCAUGGACUUGUGGACUGAUUCUUUGGCUGCGUUGGAAACACGUACAACAAGCUUAAGCUGAAGGCAAAAUAUUGACAGGACAGGAUGCAGUUCAGCAAAUUUGGCCAGAGUUGCCUGCCCACUCUGGCCCAUCACUUUUUCCAGAAACACGUUGAUCUACGGCUCCAACACAACAACCGUCAGUGAUGAGCUGGAAAAGAGCAGCAGAGAGAGUGAUGAAGAGGAGCUGGCUGCUACUGCCAGAGAGUCGAUGGUGAAGAAUGUAUGUCAUGUGCCAUUAUGUGUCUUAGUGCUUGCCAACAGCCCAUAUGCUAAUUACUGCCGAUUUACACCUCAUUACGUUGAUUUAUAACGAGACUCCAGAAAGUGACUGACUGUGGGUAAAUAUCUCCACUAAAGAGGACGUUACUGUUACUGUGACCAGACCAGUGAGGUCAGGUUAGCGUACGGAAAUGCCAUCAGCUAACCUUUAAAGCUAAACGCGUCGUGCUCGAUGGUUCGUUACAGUCGAAACGUAGCCGUCGUUAUUUAUUUAUUUUCCACAGCAAUUAAUCUAAUGUGGCUAAAUGUUAGCUUUUCCAGGUAAAUAGUUAUAUUAUACACAAACCUGGCUUCAGACUAACAUUAGAUUCAAGCACCAGCAUUUACAAACAACAAGGUAACACUUUUGAAAGUUUUACUAUAAAUAUGGCGUUUUAAUGACACACUAUGGCGACACCUAUAGCAGCAACUUUUGCAACUGUACGAAUGUUUUAACUCAUAAUUUUCACUUCUCCUCUUGUAUUGUUAUCUAUGGUUCCAUUAUUUCUUUUCACAUCCCGGUUCCUCACUCCUCCCUAUAUUUUUUUUCAUACCCGGCAAUCUAACAUUUUUCCCUCCUUUUCAUCUGAUCAUCGCUCAUUUUGGAUCACUUGUUCUUUUUUUGUGGACUAUCACCUUCAACCAGAUUAGAGUCAUUACAUUUUAAAAUUCUCUCUCAUUCUGAGGUUGGUUUAGAGCAGAGAUAUGAGGCUGUUUUUCGGGCAGAUUUCUAAAAUAUUUCCUCACAAUAUUUUUUGGUAAAAGCAUUCCCACCAGUAGAGGUACAUUUCUUAUUCAUUACAUCCAAAGUGUUGCUGUGUCUUAACAGGCACCUCUGCCAAAAGCACAGCCUUGGUUUUCUGGUGGUUGAUCAUUUUAGCACAACACUGACUCUGAGUUGGUUUGAUGCAGCUGGCCGAUACUGAUAUCUCCUCUCCCUCAGCGUGCCGCCGGCUGCAGUCGCCGAGGCGAUAGUGCACCUGUUUACAGAGUGUUACGCAGAGUGAAGUUGAGGAUUUGGGCUUUGGGAUUUGGAUAAAACAUGCUAUAGUUGUUUUUCUCAAUGUUCCAUCCUGAGAUUUUGACCAACAAUGAACCAAUACCGAUCCUGGGUAUCAGAUUGAACCAUCCUUACUGCAGUAUUAAUUUGAGUCUGUGGCAGGUUCGUCUGUCACACUUCCUGUCUGUUUCUCCAGGGUUAAUUAGUUUCAUAACACUCACCUGUGUCAUGUGAUUUUCAUCAGUGUCACUUGUCUCUACUGGUGCCCUGGGUAAAUAUACCAGUGUCCUUCACUCAGUCAUUGUUGUGUUGUCUGUCCCUGCCCUGUGUCCUGCACAGCUGUGCCAUCUUAUUCUCUCUGUCUCUGCCUGGUUCUUGGUUUCAGUGAGUUAGGACUGGAUUACCUGCCUGAUUAAUAACUUAAACUCAUCACUUGGGUCCUGCCUGCAUCCUUGUUCCUCUCAUACCUGACACAGUAGGCUUGAACCUGUGAUGUUUUUGCUGCAUUCCGCUCUGAUAACGUAGUCAAAGUUCAGGGUUAGCUGCAUUAAACCUGCACCACUGUUGUGCGUAAUUGUAACAUUUCUGCUUCUGUUUUUCUUCAUUUUAACCGCAGCCCCUUCUUAAGUAUAUUUGGAAAUUACAGUUGCAGUUUUACUCUUUUGUAAUUACUCCCCAUGGGUGGCGUAUGGGCAGCGUUCUAAAAAGCCAGCUCUCUGGAGAUUAAGUCCUCUCAUGCUUUUGCUAAAUAAAAUAUUCAAGGAUCAUAAUAAGCUGUAGCCAAAUAGUGCCUCCAAAAAGGCAUACUACGCUUAUCUCCAGCCAGCACAUUAAAUAUGUAUUUACUCUAAGAAUAAUGUAGUGGCAACACAAAAUAAACACAUUUACCCGGAGCUAUAAAGCCUGUGGAUCGAUAUAAGCUGUCUGUUUGUUUACUGUCUUGUUUGUACUUCAAAUACUUUCAGGUCAAUCUGGGAGAAGAGAGGAGUAGGAAAAAAAGAUUAAGGUAAUGUGUACGAAAAAAAUAACGGCGUAAAAAGUUACACCUUAUCAUCAAACGGCGUUGCCCUUCGGUCUGGAGGGAUCCAAGUAGCACAAAGCUUCAGGGUUGUUUUUCCUACUCUGGUCUUUUUUGGUGUUGAUGUAGUUUGAGAGUGUGUCAGGUUUUUACUGGUCCUCACUGCUGAGGGUGGUUUGAAGGGCAGUGGUUUUUGUAGUAUUAAAAUGUAGGGCUUCUGUGUAGGCUACUAAAGUUUGCACGUUGUAUAUUAUCGGCGUGUGAAGACGUGAAUUGUGAUUCUGUCGUUAUUGAUCUACAGCUUUAACACAGAGAGAGUGAUGAAGAGGAGCUGGCUGCUACUGCCAGAGAGUCGAUGGUGAAGAAUGUGCAGCAGGAUGUCAGGGACAUUACCUGUGAGUGGACUGCAGCUCCUGCUGCUCCUCCUUCUGCUUCAGACUGCAGUCUGCGGAGGUGAAACUGUGGUGAAUAUGCGUAAAGUAACCCAUCAGACCAUAAGCGAGGAGCUCUCCAAAACAGUCCUGCUCCCCUGUGUCUUUACACUUCGCCCCAGCGCUGGUUCAACUCAUGAACCCCCCAGGAUUAAGUGGACAAAGGUCUGGGGUCAAAGAGGCUCUGACGGCCUGCAGAAGGAACAGUCGGUCCUAGUGGCCAAGGACAAUGUGGUCAAGGUAAAAAAAGCCUACCAAGGCCGGGUGUCACUGCCUGGUUACACCAUGAACCGCUACAACGCCAGUCUGGCUGUAACCGGGCUGCGCACCAGUGACUCUGGUUUGUACCGUUGUGAAGUUGUGGUGGGCAUCAACGACGAGCAGGACACAGUUCCCCUGGUGGUCACAGGUGUGGUAUUUCACUACAGGGCCCCUCACGACCGCUACGCGUUGUCUUUUGUGGAUGCUAAAAGAGUGUGCGUGGAGAACUCGGCGGUCAUCGCAACGCCCAGCCAGCUGCAGGCUGCCUUCGCUGAUGGCUUUGACAACUGCGAUGCUGGAUGGUUGUCCGACCAGACCGUCCGGUAUCCCAUCCAGGUGCCUCGGUCUGGUUGCUAUGGUGAUCGUGAGGACUCACCUGGAGUUCGUAACUAUGGCAAUAGGUCUCCUGAUGAGCUGUUUGAUGUGUACUGCUUCACUAAGGAGCUUGGAGGUGAGGUUUUCCACUCCACAGUACCAGAGAAGCUCAGUCUUGCCACAGCAUCCACCCACUGUCACUCCCUGGGUGCCCAGCUGGCUACUGUUGGGCAGCUCUACCUUGCUUGGCAGGCUGGACUAGACCAGUGUGAUCCUGGCUGGCUGGCAGACGGCAGUGUCCGCUACCCCAUCAACGUCCCCAGAAAGAACUGCGGCGGUGACGAGACGGGAGUGAGAACAGUCUACAACAACCGGAACCGCACCGGCUUCCCUAACACCACGGCCCUGUUUGAUGCCUACUGCUACCGAGCUAAUCAACCAGCUGGGUUCCAGGCUGCGGAGGCUCAAGCCUUAAACCAUGCUUCUGAUCCUGCAGCACAGGAUGUCUCUUUAUUUUCCUCAUCUGAAAAUAGCGCUCCUCUUUCCAAGACCUCCACCUGGACCGGCCUGGUCGACUUGGACAAAGAAGGAGUGAACUCCAUCGCUGGAAUUGGAAACUCCUCAGAGAUUUCGGAGGAGCAUGUCAUCAUUCACUUAAGGNNCCCCAAAGGGCCGGAGAAGAGCAGAAACCAGGAGAGGGAGGUCUCGAGGGGCGGUCGACUCGUUCCAGAAAUUGAUGUUCUCAAGAGCAGUAAUAUUUUGGGUCACUCCGAUACGAAGAGCUUUGGGAGUUACGGAGGUUCUUCUCAGGAGGAAGAAGACGGUGGCUAUUUCAGAUCUGACAGCGCCAGUUUAUUCCCGGGAGAGUCUUCAACGCCUCAACCUGAAUCCACUAACAGUGUGUUGGCUAAGUUUGUGAACACUUUAAUGAACCCUUUUAGGCACUGGACUGGUGGUAAGGAGCAGGAGGAGGAGGAGAGGCUGCACAACAGUCUCUCAGUGCCUGAGAAAAAAGUGGUCGAGAAUCAGACACGGAACGAAGCAUCCGGCAGAAACCAGAGCGAGCCCGGGACCGGCAGAGACAAGGGUAAGGUUGAGAACGCCAUCGUGGAGCAAACGAGUGACCGGCUCUCCUUCAGGACUGCUACUGUUGGACUACAAAAUCCAGAGGAAGGUCUGUACGAGCAGGAGAAGGAGGUGAACUUACCCAUUCCGUUGUUGCCUGCAGUCGAACACACGGGAAAAAGCGCCACCAGCAGCCAAACAGAAGAACAGGCGUCCAGCUCCUCUGCUGCAGCGUCUCUGUCGCAGUUCAACGAGUUCACACCUUCAAGUGUCGAUGAACCCAAGACCAGCGAUCACGCUGGCAAAUCCAGCCCUUGGAGUCCCAGAUUAGGUCCACACAGUGAUCCUGCCCCCAGCAGCAGCUUCCAGUGGGCCAUUAAAUCAAUGUAUUCCUCCAAAGCGGCAUCACUUGGAAACAUGGUCUCUGUAGGUCAACGUCAAACCAUGGAAGCUAACGCUGGGCCCCUGGAGUUGAUGACCCUUCCUACGCCAGUUGAAAAAGAGUACUCUGACAAUUACUCAGGCGAGAGUAGGAACCGCGAUGAAGAAGAUACUGUCACUCUGUCGGCUGCAGUAGUGGUAGAAGAGUCGGAGACGGAGACGGAGGGCAGUGGAGGGGAGAGCAAAUAUCCUGGUGUCUUGGAACAGGAUGUCAACGGCUUGGAGAGCGUUGGUUCGAGAGUCAGUCCUGAAACUGAACCUUCACUUCGCCAUAGCGAGGUUGUUACAGAGGCAGACCACACUUGGCAGCUGGUGGACCAAACAACAGGGUCGUUUCCAAACCCGCAGGAGCAGAAAACGUCAGAGCAGGCAGCGGGAGAAACCAUGGAUGAGCUCUACUACAAACAUCUACACACUGACAAUCUCACCGCUGACUCUUCGCUCAUGUGGGGGGCUACUCCAAGCACAAGCACAGAGGAGAUUGUGGCAUCCACAGCUGAGACCUCCAUGGAGACCCUGACAAUCUCUCAGGUGACUACACCAAGGCUUCUGAUGACCGGUGCAACAAAGACGGCAAAAUCAGCCACAUCGGCAGUCGGCGACGAACAUUCUUCUCAGAGUGUCUUCACAGAGAAGCCAUUUAUGUCUACGUCAUGGGCUCAGGAGGGGAAGGAGGAAACUACGAGUUCACUUGACUUUCAGGACGAAGGUGAAGCUCCUCCUGCACCGACGACAGGAGUUGUUCCGUCGACCACCGACGCCAAAGUCAACACCACAGAAAUCGAAUCCAGGUCGGCAGUAUCUGACUCCUUCGUGCUGGGGAGCUGGUGGACACCUUUCAAAGGCAUGAGACAAAAGACAGAGGACAUCAAAGAGAAGGAGACGGCAGACAACAGGGACACCAACCCAUUCGACAUCUUUGUACCCAACUGGGCAGUUGAUCUCUUCCCAAGAGCUGAGAAUAACCCGUGCCAGACCAACCCCUGUCUCCACGGAGGGAGCUGCCUGGAGGAAGGUGACGGCUAUAGCUGCUACUGUCCUCAGGGCUUCUCUGGGGAAAGCUGCGAGAUAGACAUUGACGACUGCCAAUCCAAUCCCUGCCAGAACGGAGGCACGUGCAUCGACGAGAUCAACUCCUUUGUUUGUCUUUGUCUGCCGAGCUACGGAGGAGCCACGUGUGAGAAAGACACCGAGGGCUGCGAGCACAUGUGGAAGAAGUUCCAUGGCCACUGCUACAGAUACUUCAGCCGCCGACACACUUGGGAGGACGCUGAGAAGGACUGCAGAGAACACAGUGGUCACCUGGCCAGCAUCCACAGCCUGGCUGAGCAGAAGUUCGUCAGAGGCCUAAGCCAUGACAACACUUGGAUUGGUUUAAACGACAGAACGGUGGAGGAUGACUUUCAGUGGACUGACAAGACAGACCUGCAAUAUGAGAACUGGCGUGAAAACCAGCCGGAUAACUUCUUUGCGGGCGGAGAGGACUGUGUGGUGAUGAUCUCCCACGAGAACAGCAAAUGGAACGAUGUACCCUGUAACUACAACCUGCCCUACGUCUGCAAGAAGGGAACAGUGCUCUGCGGGGCCCCUCCCUCUGUGGACAACGCCUUCCUGAUUGGCCGGAGGCGCUCCCAUUACGACAUCCACUCCGUGGCGCGUUACCAGUGCGCCGAUGGUUUCCUGCAACGCCACAUGCCGACUGCAAAGUGUCGCGCUAAUGGAAAGUGGGAGAAACCCAAAAUCAUCUGCAUAAAAUCCCGGCGAGCUCAUCGUUCCCGUCGUCACCACCACAAGGGCAGAAGGGAAUGCAGGAAGCACAAGAGGCACGGUCACAGAGAUGGAGGCCACCACGGGAGAGAGUCUGGUCAGGGCCACAACCACGGCCACUUCUGAACCAAAACAAAAAUAAAUCCUCCAACCCCCCGCUCCCCGUUCUUUUUCUUCUUUUUCUAACCUUAGUUUGUUUAUUUUCUUUCUUUCCCAACAAUACUUUAUGACCCCGCAGCUCAAAACUCUUUAUCAAAGACUCCCCCCACCACUCCCACUCACCCACCCCCUGCACCGUCCUACCCUCUGCCCUGAAGCUGGCUCCGAGUCAGAAUGUAUCAUAGUCCGGUCUGAAGCCCGUCCAAGGGCAGCCUGGCUCCACCAGGACAGAAGUGACGCCCUUUAUACUCUUUUUUGACUUUCUUCUCUCAAUGUUGCCGUCUUAUCUUUACCUCUUUUACUCGACCCACUUGCUCUCCCAUUGAAGCUCCAGCCGUGACCUAAAACACAGGGCUUUAUUGACCUGUUUUUGGGCGAGAAAAAUGUUGACAUCCAGCGCUAACCCACUUUGGAGAAGGGUGAUUUAUACAGUGUGUGUAACGGGAGAAACUGUUGAUGUUGAUUUUGGACUCCGUCUGUCGAACACACACUAGGUUGUUUCCUUCUUUGUGCCGCUGCUUUGAUUUCGCUGUUUUUUCGACACAUAAAUCUUGAAAUGGCGUUCGGCAGCGUCUUGUGUCAGGAUGGCGUGAUGCUGAUUUCCUUUUUUUAUUUCCUGUAAUCUACUGAUAUGUUGUUUAUGUUGAACGUUACAUUCAGUGUGUGGCAGUUUUUAGUUCACACACUAAAUCCCCACAGGAAGAUAAACGGCGUGUUAAAUCUCACUCUACUUUCGUCAUCAAUCCCGUCCAUCUGCUGUUGUGUUAGUCUGUUAAUGUUGGGGUUAAUUUGAAUGUUUGAUGUUGGUUGGUCUCAUCUCACUGCAGCGUCCUCACAUCUCUAAUUAUUUAUGCUGCUGGAAAAACGUGCACUGUGGAUCAAUGAAGACCAUGCAGUAAAGGAAAGUUCUGUGUUUAGCUUCUCGUUUUGAAAUAAUUAGCCUGAUUCUUGGGGACGAUUUAUUUUUGACCGGCGUGACAUACAACAAGCCCAAAAUGUAGAUGUUUGGGCUCCGAACCCAUUAUGAAUUUUGAGGCAAUCGCCUUAAGACAUUUCUUGCACAAAACAACAUUUUUGAGGUCAGGGUAAUUUUUCUUUUUCGUUCAUAUUUUAUAUGGAAAAAUAUGAAGCCCCUCCCACCCCCCUUCCAUUCUCCUGUUGUGCUACCUAAUUCUAGUCUACACAAUCAGUAGAUAUAGAGCUGUUUUAACUCUAGCUGUAGCAUGUUUGUGGCCUGCUGUCGGAACUGACGUCUAACCAGUUACUACUGGAACGGUUACCGAACAUUUUGAUAUUAACGGACGAUGACAAUGUUAUAAAUGAUUCUUUUUCGUG
Molecule: messenger RNA, 8835 nt
Organism: Cynoglossus semilaevis (tongue sole)
Lineage: Eukaryota; Metazoa; Chordata; Actinopteri; Pleuronectiformes; Cynoglossidae
Gene: ncanb
Product: neurocan b
Exons: 23
Coding region: 3427-7467 (1346 amino acids)
Biological process (GO): glial cell differentiation; positive regulation of neuroblast proliferation; cell adhesion
Cellular component (GO): perineuronal net; synapse
Molecular function (GO): hyaluronic acid binding; calcium ion binding
Source: RefSeq, a predicted model, not a curated record